CAUAGUCCGGCGGGACGAGAAAGCCGUUCACUGAGAGUCCUGGGGCGCUGAAAUAACACGGGGAAGGAAAGGCGGCGGGCCGAUCCCAGGAACCCCGCGCACACCCAGAAGUGGGGCCAUCGCGCUGGCCUCCUUCUCAGCCAAUGGCCGCGUGAUGCGCUUGAGGAGAAAAAGCAGCCGGCCCAAGAAGCGCAAGAAGGGACCAUCCUUCUCCGUUAUUCCGCGAGUUACCAUGGCAGUGUAGUGAGAGACAAAGGCCUCGUCCCAUAUCUCGCUCUCUCGGAUUAACCUAGCUCAGUAUCGCCAUGCUUCCGACUUCACGGCCGGCUCACGCACCACAGCUGCCCUCAGUAAAGAUGGCGCCUCGGGGCGAAGAAAAAGCCGGAAGUAGGCUGGCUCAGGAGGAACCCGCGGAGGCGGGUCGGGAAGGCGUGGCCUGACUGCCAAGCUGACUGACGGACGGGUGGGCGGGAGGAAGGUAACCUACCGCCAGAACUUAGAUUUGCGGUCUUUGAGUCGCGCACACCUGGGCCGGCGAUAUCCCUCCGUCGCUUCCUGUCUCCGCCCCUGCCCAGGUAUCUCACUUUCGAAGGUGCCCGCUGAGUCUCGGCGACUUUGCCCGGGUAGGGCUGCGGAAUUCUUGUCCCUCUGCGGUCACUGGCAAGGAUGGAGGACUCUCGGGAGAACUCCCUGGAGUCUGGCUCCUCCGUUCCCGGGCCCGAAGAGUCUUCUAGGGUCCCCGAGGUGUUGCCUUCCAAGGUGUCAGAGAGCUGCGCCCAGCCCCUUGAGGCGACCCCCAAGAAACUUUGUGGAUAUUUGAGUAAGUUUGGCGGCAAAGGGCCCAUCCGGGGCUGGAAAUCCCGCUGGUUCUUCUACGACGAGAAGAAAUGUCACCUGUAUUAUUCGCGGACCGCGCAGGAUGCCAACCCCUUGGACAGCAUCGACCUCUCCACUGCGGUCUUUGACUACAAGGCGGACGCUGAGGAAGGGACUUUCGAAAUCAAGACUCGCAACCGGGUUAUUACCCUCAAGGCCGCCACCAAGCAAGUGAUGCUGUACUGGCUGCAGCAGCUGCAGAUGAAGCGCUGGGAGUUCCACAACAGCCCGCCUGCACCUCCUGCCGCCCCUGCCGCCUCUCUGACUGGGAACACACCUGCCCUGCACCUCGAGCUAGAGCCAGAGGAGGCAGAGCUGGAGGAGUUCCUGUGCCCCGUGAAAAUGCCUACUGGGCUGGUGGGUGUGGCAGCUGCCUUGCAUCCUGGCACCCCCAUCCCUUCUGCCCUUCAGAAUAUUUCCCUCAAGCACCUAGGAACUGAAAUACAAAACACAAUGUACAACAUCUGUGGCAACAAGCAGGCCCAAGGAAUAGGCCAUGGACUUCCAGUGGAAGAUUCUUCACAGAGUGGAGGGCCUCAGAGGGAGGAGCAGCCCUCAUCCCCUGACCCCAGCGCCCCAGGGAAAGAACCAGCAGAUUCUCCAAAGCCUACGCCCAAGUCUUCUCUGACAGCCAAUCUCAUUCAGAAAGCCAAGCGCCAGAGCAACACUUUCCCGCUCUUUCCCGAAGGGCUCACACGUCACCGAACCUCCCAGGAGAAGGUGGUGGCCUUGGAGCAGCAGGUUCUGAUGCUCACCAAGGACUUAAAGUCUCAGAAGGAGCUGGUGAAGAUCCUGCACAAGGCGCUGGAGGCUGCCCAGCAGGAGAAGAGGGCAUCCAGCGCGUACCUGAUGGCAGCCGGGGACAAGGACCGGCUGGAGCUGGUGCGGCACAAGGUGCGGCAGAUCGCAGAGCUGAGCAGGCAGGUGGAGGCCCUGGAGCAGGAGCGGGCGAGCCUGGCGCAGACAGCGAGCCUGUGGGAGCAGCAGGCGCAGGAGCUGCAGCAGCAGGUGCAGGAGCUGCAGCAGCAGGUGCAGCUGCUCAUGGACAAGAACCAGGUCAAACAGCAGAUCAUCUGUAAGCUCUGUGACAAGGUCACGCAGGACUUCAUGAACCCCUCCAGCCAUUCCCCCCUACCCCCAGAUGCUGCCAGCAGGGACUUCCUGAGCCAGCAGGAGAAGAUGGAACAGCUGAAGGAUGACAUGGAAGCAUACCGGACCCAGAACCGCUUCCUCAACUCAGAGAUCCAUCAGGUCACAAAGAUCUGGAGAAAGGUGGCUGAGAAGGAGAAGGCCCUCCUGAUGAAGUGUGCCUACCUCCAAGCCAAGAGCUGCCAGGUGGAAAGCAAGUACCUGGCAGGGCUGCGGAGGCUGCAAGAGGCCAUGGGGGAUGAGGCCAGCAAGUGCUCGGAGCUGCUGAGGCAGCUCAUCCAGGAGGCGCUGCAGUGGGAGGCCAGCGAGUCUGCAGCUGACAGCGUCAGGCUGAGCCCCAUCAGCGAGUAUGACGAGUAUGGCUUCCUGACGGUGCCUGACUACGAGGUAGAAGACCUGAAGUUGCUGGCCAAGAUCCAGGUGCUGGAGGUCCGUUCCCACCACCUGCUGGCCCAUGAGGAGCGGCCACUGCGAGAGCGCUGGGCUGCCUUGGGGGAGCUUGCGCCCUCGACUGAGCUCAAGCAGCUGCUACGAGCGGGCGUGCCCCGAGAGCACCGGCCACGUGUCUGGAGGUGGCUUGUCCACCUCCGCGUGCAGCACCUGCAGGUCCCCGGCCACUAUCAGAAGCUGCUGAGCCGAGGCCAGGCCUGUGAGCACCCUGCUGCCCGUCAGAUCGAGCUGGACCUGAACCGUACCUUCCCCAACAACAAGCACUUCACCUGUCCCACCUCCAACUUCCCUGACAAGCUCCGCCGGGUGCUGCUGGCCUUCUCCUGGCAGAACCCCACCAUCGGCUACUGCCAGGGCCUGAACAGGCUGGCGGCCAUUGCUCUGCUGAUCCUGGAGGAGGAGGAGAGUGCCUUCUGGUGCCUGGUGGCCAUCGUGGAGACCAUCCUGCCAUCUGACUACUACAGCAAGACGCUGACAGCGUCUCAGGUGGACCAGCGGGUGCUCCAGGACCUCCUCUCGGAGAAGAUGCCCAGGCUGAUGGCCCACCUGGGGCAGCACCACGUGGACCUCUCCCUCAUCACCUUUAACUGGUUCCUCGUGGUCUUUGCUGACAGUCUCAUCAGUGACAUCCUCCUCCGGGUCUGGGAUGCCUUCCUGUAUGAGGGGACCAAGGUGGUGUUCCGCUAUGCCUUGGCCAUUUUCAAGUACAACGAGGAGGAGAUCCUGAGGCUGCAGGAUGGCCUGGAAAUCUACCAGUACCUGCGCUUCUUCACCAAGACCAUUGGCAACAGCCGGAAGCUGAUGAGCAUCGCCUUCAACGACAUGAACCCCUUUCGCAUGAAGCAGCUGCAGCAGCUGCGGACGGCCCACCGGGAGCGGCUGGAGGCUGAGCUGCGGGAGCUGGAGCGGCUCAAGGCUGAAUACUUGGAGACCCAAGCCUUCCGGGGCCGAGCAGUGCCCGAGGGCUGUGGCAGCGAGGACGAGGGCGAGGGUGAGGUGGAGGCCUGA
Messenger RNA from Trichechus manatus latirostris (Florida manatee), 3483 nucleotides. It is a transcript of the gene TBC1D2, whose product is annotated as TBC1 domain family member 2. The transcript is spliced from 13 exons. The record is from RefSeq and is a predicted model, not a curated record. The coding region runs from base 667 to 3483 and encodes 938 amino acids. NCBI's taxonomy places the organism in Eukaryota, Metazoa, Chordata, Mammalia, Sirenia, Trichechidae.